CGAAACUGAGGAUCGGAGUUUCCCGAGAAAGCCUACAGACUACAAAGCACUCUCCUCGAUAUAUAAAGGAGUCGGGAGUCGGGGCCGUGUUGUCACGCAGCUUCAGCUCGUACAGCAGUUAUUGUCCUGAACAAUAUUUCUGACUUCGGACCCUGGAAACGACGACACUUGAACUAAACUCGCACACCGACCAGUGAAGCCUGUCACAGCAGAAAUGUCUCAUUCUAAACCACUGCUCAUCCCGUGGCUGCGGGCCCAGAUUGACAGCGGCAGCUAUCACGGUGUCCACUGGACGAACCAGGAGCGAACAGAGUUCUGCAUCCCCUGGAAACACGGUUUGAGACAGGAUUCCUCCGACAGUGACAUCCUCAUCUUUAAGGCCUGGGCAGAGGCCAGUGGCAAUGGCCCAGCUCAGGGAGACCCCUCAGUCUGGAAGAGGAACUUCCGCAGCGCCCUUCGAGCCAAAGGCUUCAAAAUGCUCGCUGACAAGAAGAACGACUCCGCAAACCCACACAAAGUGUACUCCUGGCCAGAGGAGUCAGCAUCAGGAGCAAACUCUUCUGCUGGAUCCCAAGACCAAGAUGAGGCUGAUUUGUUGGAAUUUGUCCUUCCUGUACAAGAAAGCCAGGUUGUUCCAAACUUGAAGAAACUUGAAGACUGUCUCUUUCUUCCAGAAGAAGCUAUAUAUUUAGAAUCCACUGUCAACCAGGAUAUUCUCCAGGAGUGUCUCAAGGGGCUGAACAUUGGGCCUGAAACAGAGGACACGGCAGGCUUCAACGCUCCUCCUGGGCAACAGCAGCUGGAAAAUCAGGUUUUGAUUGGUGCACACAUGUUGCCUGGGCAACAGCAGUGUCCAGUAACGUUUGAGGUUGCAGUCAGUGAAGCUGGGUUGCCUGAGCAACCAGCACAUCCAAUGGUGGGAGCUGUGGGAGAGGCCUGUGGUGGGCAGUUCGUGGAGCAGUUCAUAGAUACCAUGAACAAGACCAAUGACAGAGACCAUUUCAAGACUCAGUUCAGGGUAUCUGUGUUCUACAGAGGUGUGAAGGUGUCUGAGCAGGUGGUUGAGAAUGAAGCUGGAGUCCGCUUAGUUUACAGGCCUGAACUCACCGGGCAAAUUUUUGACCACGAGUCAGGCCUGUCUGUGCUCUCGCUGCCAAGUCCUGGAGCCAUGCUGGAUCAAACCCAAGCCAAUCUGACCCAACGCAUCCUGGACAAGCUGGGCGAUGGUUUGGAUGUGGGGGUGUCUGGUCAUGUGGUCUACGGCCAGCGACGUGGUGAGAUCAAAGCUUUUUGGAGCUUCUCUAAGUUUGACCAGAGCGGGCAGCCCCAAGAGAUUUCUAAACUGCAGCCGCAACCGCUCUACCUGUUCAAGGACUUUUUGCGAGGAAUAAUGGAGUUUAUUGAGGGGAAAGAGAGCUAUCCCUGCUCCUUGUUCUUCUGCCUCGGGGAGAAGUGGCCUGACCCUGACAACAGGCCUUGGGAGAAGAAACUCAUCACAGUGGAGGUGGUCCUGACUUCACUGGAGUUACUGAAGAAUAUGGCUGUUGUAGGCGGCGCCUCCUCCUUGCAGUCUGUAGAGCUGCAGAUGUCCCUCGAAGAGAUGAUGGAGAUGUGCUGAUGCGCUUUGCUGCACUAGAAGAAAGUCAACGUUAUAAUCCUUGACAAGAACAUCUCAGAAAUGCUUGUUUACAUGUUUUAUGAACAUUUUAUAUUGUGAUUCAACACCAAAGUGAAUGGUGCAGUUAAUAAUAACAUUAAUAAUAUAAAAAAAAUGCAAUGGUGUUGGAUUUACCUGUACAUUUAAACAUUGAUAUUUCAAAUUAAUUUAUACCUUGAUAUUUUUAAUAAAAUACUGAAGC
Thunnus maccoyii (southern bluefin tuna) is the source of this 1859-nucleotide messenger RNA. It is a transcript of the gene irf3, whose product is annotated as interferon regulatory factor 3. Gene Ontology annotation, molecular function: protein binding; RNA polymerase II cis-regulatory region sequence-specific DNA binding; DNA-binding transcription factor activity, RNA polymerase II-specific. The record is from RefSeq and is a predicted model, not a curated record. The transcript is spliced from 11 exons. Gene Ontology annotation, cellular component: nucleus. The coding region runs from base 215 to 1618 and encodes 467 amino acids. Gene Ontology annotation, biological process: immune system process; regulation of transcription by RNA polymerase II. NCBI's taxonomy places the organism in Eukaryota, Metazoa, Chordata, Actinopteri, Scombriformes, Scombridae.